Messenger RNA from Amphimedon queenslandica, 2634 nucleotides. RefSeq names its product chitinase-like protein PB1E7.04c. Gene Ontology annotation, cellular component: plasma membrane; neuronal cell body; axon. Gene Ontology annotation, molecular function: axon guidance receptor activity. The record is from RefSeq and is a predicted model, not a curated record. The transcript is spliced from 12 exons. NCBI's taxonomy places the organism in Eukaryota, Metazoa, Porifera, Demospongiae, Haplosclerida, Niphatidae. Gene Ontology annotation, biological process: synapse organization; homophilic cell-cell adhesion. Bases 142 to 2397 code for a protein of 751 amino acids.
AGCUAUGAAUCAGUGCAGCUGACAGUGCUGCCACUCCCAAGCAAAACUGCUGCUUGGAUUUCUCUCUUUUCAAUAGGCACAAUUUCUUUUUAGUUCUACCAUUUUUUAAAAAUUAGCAUAAAUACGCAUAAUAUUUACACAAUGAUCAACAAGACAAAUCGCAAAGACAAGAUGGGAAUUCUCUCCCUUUGCUUAUUCUUCCUAGUCUUUAUAGUUUAUCUAGUCCUCGGAGUGGACGGGGUCCAGAUAGCUUCAGAAAAAAGAGUGAUGCCUUUUAUAAACAGAGUUUAUCUUCAGUGCAGGGGAGAUGAAGGGGCUAAUCUGAGCGGCUCUGCCCUUUUCUAUCGCUCACAGUACUCUGGAGGACCGAAAGAGCUAGUUGGUGCAGCUAGUCCUGUUGGAACUGAUGCAGAACCAACCCCUACAGUCCUUCUCCUCUACCUCACGCCAAGCACAGAAGGAGUGUACACCUGCGUGGAUAAUGUAACUAAUACUACAUCUAGUAACAGCAUUUCUCUUGUUGCUUUUCCCUACCUCUCCCCAUCCUUCACUCUUCCUCAAGUAACAACAGUACCGAUUGGCCAGAUCUCUCCUCCUUUAUCCUGUGGGUUCCCUCUUGGCUCCCUGUCGCAAUACUACAGAGUGGAGUGGUGGAGAGGGACAGCCAAACUAGACACUACCUCGAAUAACACGAAAUAUCAAGUUUUGAGCGAUUUGAGUCUUAUAGUGAAUGGGGCUGACACAAGGGAUGCUAGUUCUGGCUAUUAUUGUAAAAUUCUAGUGAGGAACGCACACGAGACUGUAACAUAUGAGAACAUGUCACCAGACUUGACCCUCAAAGUUACUGAUCCCCUCACUCUCAAUUCUUCCUUAAUAAACACUGCUCUCGGCAUCGGUCGGUCUGUUUCGUUUACAUGCUCGGCAGAAGGUAUACCACGACCUUUAAUUAAGUGGUUGAUUGGAGGGGCUAGCCCAAGCACUAAUCCUCGCUACUCAGUACAAGAAGAAGUUAAUUCGAGUCUCACAACAUACAUAACUACAAGUACACUGACAAUAUCCAGUACCAGUACACAUGACAGUGGUAGCAUUGAAUGCAUAGCUGCUUCCUUCUCCUCCUCUAAUGACAUCAUCAUUCAGUCUGACAGCAUCCAGCUAGCUAUACUAGCUCCCUUUGUUGCUGUACCUUCACUGUCUGUCAAUCAAAAUGGUGGAUUGUCCCUUUCCAUUGAUUUCCCUUCUGUAGUACCAGUCUUGUUUUCUUUAAACAUACGUUAUGUCAGUACAGUGGAUACUAAUAACAAUUAUGAGACAACUCUCUCAUCAGUUUCAUUUAGUAAUAUCGGCUCUAUCACUAGCUACAACAUACCUACUGAUAAAAUGCCCACUUUCACAUCUUUCAGAGCACAAGUUGCAGUCAGUGCUUUCAAAUAUAAUGGGCAAUACAGUGGACUAUCUAAUGCUGUUUCACUCGAUCUCCCCACCACUUCUUCUACAUCAUCAACUCCAAUAAUAACAACAGAAUCAAGUACUUCAAACGAUGACUGCUCUUGCGACAGCCCUACCUCGCUAUACGUAGUGAUAGCCGUCCUCGUGAUUGUACUGAGUAUGCUUUUCGUAUGCAUGAUGAUGGUGAUAUUGAUGCUGUCAUGCAAGAACAGGGCAGUCUCACAUGAUCCACGAAUAUUGGGCUAUCAAGACGAGGGAAGAAACUCUGAUUUGAAUCCAAUCUAUUCCGAAGUAAAGACUGACUCUAAGAAAGAUACCUUGCACACUUGUACCUGCUCAGGUAUUUGUACUUGCAAUGAAAGUAGAUAUAGAAGUCAUCCUGGUAGUUUGCCAAUGUCCUCUCUAAAUGGUUCAAUUCGUUCUAAGGAUCUUAAAUCGAGCAAAGAACUUGAAAAAGAACACAAUCUAAAUGAAGAACAAAAGAAUACAGAAAAAGGUCCUACAGUUAUGGAAGACAAAGACUCGGAAUCCAAGACAAAGGACGAGACUCACAGAGACACAGCAGCCACACCUCCUUCUGACUCUGUUCUAACCAUGCAUUCUCUGGAAAAUUCUCUAAAGAAAAUUGGAGCUUCGGAUUUACAAUUGACAGACGUACCUGCUACUUCAGACGAUGUUUCUAAUAAACUUCCUGAGACUCCAACCACAACAAGACCACCUUCUUCCUUAAGUUCAGACGAGACUAAAGAAGAGACAGAGACGAACACGAUUAGUGUACAGACUAGCCUGAGAAUGUUCCAACCAAACGUUCCCCUUCAACCGAGUCAUUUCCCUAGUUACUCGGAGAUCUCAAAAGAAACAGAAGGAGGCAGUAAAGAAAAGGAUUACCCUGUAUCUCCCACCAGCUCAGAUGAAUUAUCAGAAUGGGACAUUAUAAAUCCACAAUCAUAGUUUACGCAUUAAUGAUUAUAAUAAAUGCAUUUUUGCACAGCACUCUUCAUUUACACUCUUACAUUAUGCACCAAUUCCAUGCAUGCACAAAGCACCAUCAAGCGUCAGUAUUAUCAUGUAUUCUUGGUAUUAUUUUGUUGAAAUUUUAAAUAUUUUUGUCGCAUUCAUAUUAUCGUCUGAAUUAUUGUAUAUUUGCUUGAAUCUUGUACCUUUUUUGAGUGCAUCAUUGGAAAGAGA